Sphaerodactylus townsendi is the source of this 2654-nucleotide messenger RNA. It is a transcript of the gene GPA33, whose product is annotated as glycoprotein A33. Bases 227 to 1210 code for a protein of 327 amino acids. Gene Ontology annotation, cellular component: plasma membrane. Lineage: Eukaryota; Metazoa; Chordata; Lepidosauria; Squamata; Sphaerodactylidae. The transcript is spliced from 7 exons. The record is from RefSeq and is a predicted model, not a curated record.
AGAGAUCAGACUGUAUCCUGAGUGGUAAUAAAGCCUGUCACUCUAAUCAGAAGCGGGUAGAAGGGAGAGCCAAGAUAAGGAGGGUCAGGAAGCAGAGAAAACAGGUAGUGGAAGAACUGCAGAGACAGAGUUCCACUUCGACUGUGAAUCAGGUUGUGCUUCCCUCAAACAUCAGAUAAAAUUUCAGCAACCCUAACAAAAAAAACGGAGACAUUCAGGAGACAUCAUGACAGCAAACAAGGGGGCUGAAUUGUUCAUACUCAGUGUGGUUGUGGCUGCUACUGUGUCCCUUGAGGUACAGACACCCAAGAAGAAAGUUGAAGUGGCAAGAGGACAGAGUACCACCCUGCCAUGCACCUUCCAAAGUACUGUAGCAACUAUUGACAGCGACGUGGGUAGCUGGAAAAAAGUAUCUUCAAAUGAAGAAUUUGUUACCUGGUACUUUGAUGGUGGGAAAGAACCAUCAUUUAUAGAACAGAAUUACAGGGAUCGUGUGACCCUGUCUGGCAAUCCAAGUAACAAGGACCUCACCAUCACCCUCAGUGACGUGACCAUGGAUGACAAUGGAACCUAUGAAUGUUCAGUUCGCAUGCGCCAUGACCUCCCAACGAAAAGUGCACAGAUGGAUCUUGUAGUCCUUGUGGCCCCAUCCAUACCAGAGUGCAGCAUUAAAGGGACUACAUCAUAUGGAUACGACAUUAACCUGACCUGCAAUUCUCUAGAAGGAUCCCCAAAACCUCAGUAUUCUUGGCAAAGAUUUGAUAUACAAAACAAACAAAAGGAGCUCACGGGAUCAGUAGUAUCAGGAGGACUGUUAACUCUGAAGAAUAUUUCUGCAGACACUUCCGGCUUCUAUAUCUGCACCUCCACAAACUCUGUUGGAAAUGAAUUCUGUAACAUGACUGUUUCCAUUUCACCUCCAUCCAUGAACAUUGGCCUCUAUGCUGGAGUCAUUGGCGGUAUUGUUGCUGCAAUAAUUGUCAUUGGCAUUAUAGCUUACUGCUGCUGCUGUAGGAAGCGGAAGGAUAAAGACUAUGAGAUGACGGAGCAAGAAAAUGGAUAUCAACCACCACCAAAUGAACCUGUACAAAUCCGGGGGCCAGCUGAUGAAGAGGUACAGGAGGAAGACGAAGACGAAGAGGAAGAGGAAGACAGAUGGAAAAGCAAACCACUAAUGCCACCUACUCCCAAACCAGAAGUGGUGGCUUAGACGCUAGUGGUUCCAGAUGUGGGGGGGGGGGAAGCAAAGAACCCUCAGCUGUUCCUGGAGUACAGUAGAUGAAUAAGGAAGAAUAGCUACUUAAACAGACAUGGCAGCGUCAAGGCUUCCUUCCCCUGCCAAGUCACCUUAGUGGGAAAGGAGAGGGAAAUUCUAUAGUAAAUGUUACAGUCACACACUCUCCAUACACAUUUUCAUACUUCCUAGUUGUGAAUUGUUGAGAAAAGGCAAGUGAUGAAGUGUAUCCAUCUUCAGUAAAGAGUGAAGUCUUCCUCCAGUCUAAUGUGUCUCCUUCCAACAAACAACUCUUCUGUUGGAGAAAGGGCCACUUAAAUGAAAGGAGAGCUUCAAAUUUUGCUGAACAGAAUGGCUGGAUACAUCCAAAUGCAAUUCGUGCAAGUUAAACAAUUUAUCACCUUCAUGGUGGGAAAAUGGAAUAAAGUUUUGCUAUUGGUAUGUUUGUGGACCAAUAGGUAGGACCUUUCAGACUGUCAGUUUAGAACUAGCCAAUAGUCUGAUUAUUGCUAAUUUGUUGAGUCAUAUUUAGAUGCAGAAAUACUCAUGAAAUUUCCAGAAUCGAAAACACGUAUUAAUCUUUAAUAAAUUGAGAAUUGAUUUUGGAUAUAGGGAUUUGGUCAACAAAUUAUAAUUUUAUUUAUAUAGAAUGUAUGUGGAAUCUAUUGCCUAUGGUGGAAAUUUUUCUUUUUUGUCUUUGUGUUUUAAUGGUUAAAUUUGCUAUAUAUUGGUAUUAAUCUCAAUACUGGUAGAUAAUUGAUCUGCUUUGCAUUGAAUAUGUAGAUGGGAAUUGUUAAGAGUAUUGCCAUUUUUUCUGAAUAUUUUGUGAAUUUUGUAUAUUUGUAUAUUUCUCUUUCUUCUAUUGUUUAAAAUUUUAUAAGAGAAAAAAUGUGGAAAUGCUUGUGUUGUAGGAACACCUUCUACCUCUAGCACUGAAACUACCAUGUUGUGCUACUACAAGUACGUUCAUCUCUCCCCAAAACAGCAUCUAAUAUUAUUGCUGUGCACAUGAUUAUGACAGCCAUGAGCAUUUAUUGCAGAAUUCCUAACUCCAUCAUUUUUAACCAGUUUUUAAAUGGGUCUUCACCGUCUUACUAUGCUACCUCAACAUUUGAGCAUUUGUCUAAAAAGGCAUGAAGUCAGGAAAAAAAAAUACUUAUCUUCCUAUCAUAUCAGGAAUCUUUAAAAAUUUUGAUGGCUGGCUACAUUAUAGUUCUGAAGCAGUACCAGUAAUAGCACUAUUUUGUUGCUAACAGUGGAAUUAUUUUUAAGAAAUCAGCUGGAAAGAGCCUUAAUUGUAGCUGGCUGGAAAGCUUUUGAAUGAAUGGACUAUUAAUGAUUCUCAUUGUUUGGAAUUGUGUAUGUUUAUUUUUGAAUUUGCAACAUUCCUUUUUUAAAUAAAAAAGACAGAUACUUCUAA